CUAGCGUCUGUGUGUGGAGCACCCUUCCUUUCUUCCCUCCCUCAUUUUUUUGUGUCCUUGGCUGAUCACAUGCCUGAUAUCCUCAAGAACAUCUUCAAGAAAAAUCCUGGAUGUCCUUAUGAAUAAAAGAAAAUCCAUGUUUUGAGGAAAUAAGCUUAUGUGAUUGUAAUUUACCUUGAAUGUGAAACAUGGCUAACGAAGUAGCAAUCAUCAUUGUUAUCCUGCUGACCCAUGUGUCUGUUGUGGAAACUCUUGAUUUUUCAGGAGUAAGUACAGAUUUAGAGUUUAGCUACACAGAUGGACCAGUGCAUCAUAUAAGACGAAGAAGUGCAGAUCCAGUGGAAUACAUUAUAGUUGUGGAAGUAAAUGAACCCGAAACUGUAGCAAUCAGCGCAAUCAAAUCUUCUGUGAACUCUGUCGUACUUCCAUUAAAAGUGGACAAUGGUAUUGACAUUACAGCUUUCAACAUUUCAACAGUGUGUUCACUGAACCAAACACAGUAUCAGUGUAAAUGUGAGGGGCUGUUUGUUUGGCCAAAUGACACCUGUCACUUAUAUGAAGCCUGUGAUGACAUCACUGAUGGUUCAUGUACAUGUAUCAAUGCCCUGCCAACUGAUGGACAGUUCUGUCAAGAUAUAAAUGAGUGUCUGUUCAGUCCAUCUGUAUGUGGUCCAAAUGCUAACUGCACAAAUGAAAUGGGAAGUUACCAACUCAUGUCUGGAUGGAUUCACUGCAACAAACUCAAGUCUCCCAUAUCUCAGCACAAAUAA
This is a messenger RNA of Labeo rohita (rohu), 770 nucleotides long. RefSeq names its product pro-epidermal growth factor-like. NCBI's taxonomy places the organism in Eukaryota, Metazoa, Chordata, Actinopteri, Cypriniformes, Cyprinidae. The coding region runs from base 189 to 770 and encodes 193 amino acids. The record is from RefSeq and is a predicted model, not a curated record. The transcript is spliced from 7 exons.